Electrophorus electricus (electric eel) is the source of this 3803-nucleotide messenger RNA. It is a transcript of the gene cpxm1a, whose product is annotated as carboxypeptidase X (M14 family), member 1a. Gene Ontology annotation, biological process: proteolysis. Gene Ontology annotation, molecular function: metallocarboxypeptidase activity; zinc ion binding. The record is from RefSeq and is a predicted model, not a curated record. Lineage: Eukaryota; Metazoa; Chordata; Actinopteri; Gymnotiformes; Gymnotidae.
UCUAGGGACAAGCUUUUAAAUUCUUGUUUAACACAAAAGAAGGUUAUUUGCCGCAGAGUCAAAAUGUUUAGACAAGUUGUGGGCAUUAGUCUGGCAGUUCUGGUGUACUUUGUAGAUAUCUCCGUACCAUUUAAAAACGAAACAGUCGAAAGUAAUGUGACUAAUGCUGAUACAAAAUCAAUUUUUAUAUCUUCUCGUAAUCAUUUUACAGAUGAUGGCACCGAGUUGGCCACUGUGGACAAGAUAAAGACGCCCUGGAAUGUCUCUGACACGCAAGACGUGGAAAGUGUAAAGACGAACGUGGAAUAUGCAACUAACCGGGACUGUCCUCCAGUGGGUUUAGAAUCUCUGAGGGUAUCUGAUUAUCAGCUACAAGCUUCCUCAUCAUUGAACAUUGGCCUAGGCCCCCACCGAGGACGCCUUAACAUACAGUCAGGUUUAGAAGACGGUGAUGAGUAUGAUGGUGCGUGGUGUGCUGACCUGGAAGAUCAGGAGCAGUGGUUGCAGCUGGAUGCUCUGAGGGCAACACUCUUCACUGGGGUCAUUCUUCAGGGCAGAAACUCCAUCUGGCGCUUGGACUGGGUCAGUACUUAUAAAGUGCAGUUCAGUAACGACUCAGUGAUUUGGAUUCCCUGUAUGAAUGGAUCACAAGAGGCGGUGUUUGUGGGGAAUCAGGACCAGGAGACUCCAGUGUUGGCUCUGUUCCCUGAGCCCACAGUGGCCCAGUACAUCCGCAUCAAUCCACAGAGCUGGUUCAAAAAUGGGACUAUCUGCCUUAGGGCCGAAAUCCUGGGCUGCCCCCUAUCAGGUCCUGACCAUGAAUACAAUUGGAAGUCAGAGAGGGGUUCUACAGACAAAUUAGAUUUCAGACACCAUAAUUACAAUGAGAUGAGAAAGUUACUUAAGGCUGUGAACGAUGAGUGCCCUGACAUUACACGUAUCUACACUAUUGGAAAGAGUUACACUGGACUUAAACUCUAUGUCAUGGAGAUUUCAGAUAACCCAGGAAAACAUGAACUGGGUGAGCCAGAGUUUCGUUACGUUGCUGGGAUGCAUGGCAACGAGGCUCUUGGUCGGGAACUAAUGCUUAACCUCAUGCAGUACAUCUGCCAUGAGUACAAGCGAGACAAUCAGCGAAUAAUGCAGCUGGUGAAGGACACGCGCAUUCACCUCUUACCAUCCAUGAACCCUGACGGAUAUGAAGUAGCAUAUGAGAAGGGUUCUGAGCUUUCUGGCUGGAGUCUAGGUCGCUACAGCUUUGAAGGCAUUGACUUGAACCAUAACUUCCCCGACCUCAACAACAUCAUGUGGGAUGCUCAGGAGCUGGCGACAAACAAGAAGAGUGUCAGCAACCACUAUAUCCCUAUGCCGGAGUACUACACCACUACUAAUGCUACUGUUGCUUCAGAGACACGAGCAGUAAUAAGCUGGAUGCAGGACAUUCCAUUUGUCCUGAGUGCAAACCUACAUGGAGGGGAGUUGGUGGUUACAUACCCCUUCGACUGCACACGUGACUGGAUCCCACGUCAGGACACACCCACUGAAGAUAAUGACUUCUUUCGAUGGUUGGCAGCUGUCUAUGCUUCCGCCAAUCUGGUAAUGGCAAACCCUGAUCGCAGAAUCUGCCAUUAUGAAGACUUCCAGCAACACAAAAACAUUAUUAAUGGAGCUGACUGGCACACUGUACCAGGAAGUAUGAAUGACUUCAGUUAUCUGCACACUAAUUGUUUUGAAGUGACAGUAGAGUUGUCAUGUGAUAAGUUCCCUCAUGCCAGCGAGCUUCCUACUGAAUGGGAGAAUAACAAGGAGUCUCUGAUCCUCUACAUGGAGCAGGUCCACAGAGGAAUAAAAGGUGUGAUCAGGGACAAAGACACUAAAGAAGGCAUUGCUAAUGGAAUCAUUAAAGUAGCAGGUCUGGAUCAUGACAUUAGAUCGGCUGCUGAUGGCGAUUACUGGCGCCUGCUGAACCCAGGUGAGUAUAAGGUGAUUGUGUGGGCGGAGGGCUAUUUGCCCCUUGUCCGCCGCUGCUCGGUGGGCUCAGAAGCGCAGCCCACCAUCUGCAACUUCAGCCUCACCAAAACCCCACGUGAGCGCAUCAAGCAGAUCCUGGCCAGGGGCAGUAAGAUGCCCCGGGAUGAGAUGCUCCGGAUACGUGCCUUGCGCAUGCGCAAACUACGGGUGAGCACCAAGAUUCUAAACCGCCGUAGAGAGGAGCAGCAACGUCAUGCCAAGGCCAGGACGAAGUAACAGGUAGUGGGGUGUUCAGAGCGUUGAGAGAAGCCAGCCACUGCUCACACGGACAGAAUGGACAGACACAUGGAUGCGAUCGAGUGUGACCAAGAAGUGUUGGCUUAUUCUUACCAUACACACACUGCACAACUCACUGGACUGUAGAUACUCUCAUUUCUUACCACUGCUCCCUGGUGUAGCUGACCGUAGCCCCUAGGGUCAACAUGCUUUAAAAAUUACCUGGGUAAAAGAGUUCUGCUAGGCAGAUUUUUAAAAUGAGUUAUAAAGUGUCUUGGUGUCACAAUUAAGUUUGCCCAUCCCUGCUCUGCACAUACGGUCUACGCAUGACCAGCUUUUAAACACUGAAUGUUUUUACUGAUAUUGCAAAUGUCUCAUUCACUAGUAAACCUCUGAGAGUGUAACUGGCUUUCUACACACAUUUCUGCAUCAACUUAUAGCAAAACAUAUUAUUCACUCCAAGAAAAUUCAUCUGACACGUUGUCGUGAUUUACUAUAUCCAUCACCUUUAUGUAUUUGAAUAGAAAACUCUAAUGCCUGUAAUAGUUAGAUCUGAAAUAAAUCAUAUUGCAAAAUCAAAUAAGUUGAUGAAAAUAAUCACUUACAAAAACAAAAUCCACCUACUGCGGUAAGCCUAAAAGUGCCACCUAAAAAGACCUUUGUAAAGCACCUGGAUAUUUAAAGUCUGUUUAUAGCUGAUGAGGCAAUUCAGUUCUGUGUGGAGCCAGAAAAAACUACUGUGCAUAAGUACUCCAGUACUAGAAGUGCGAAACAGUUGUAAAGUGAAUGGAUAAAUGGAGUUAUUUCAUCUUUGAAAUCCUUAAGAUGUACAAAGAGACUUCUCAAACAAAGAAGGACCUAAACGACAGAUGUACUUUUUAAGUGCGAUGAGAAUGUUAGUUAUAUUUCAUUGAUUCAGAAUAAUAAACAUUUGCAAAUAACAAUUGGUUCUGAGCAGAAUACUAGAUACUUGUUCUUUUGAGUAUCAGAGAAUUAGUAAAAGAGAUAAAGCUGUGUGUACUAGCCUCAGACUUAACAGGAAUAGUUUUUAACAGGAAUUUUUUUUUUUUUGGGGGGGGGGGGGUGUCCUGGAAUAAUUCCUGCUCACACUACUCAUGUUAUGUGGGGUGGUGUCUCCACAAAGUUGAAAUGAAACCUAUGCCACUGCACUUAAAAAUGUUCCAGCUGUGCCCUAGCUCCAGAUGUUCUGCUGACAACCUUAGAAUCAACAGAUGUUUUGACCUCAUUAUUAUUAAUCAGAUAGAUGGGAAUAUAAUUUGGUUAUGUUCAACAUAAAACCAUCAAUUCUUAUUAGGUUACUGUCUGAUAUCCCAUUAUCAGAGAAACACAUCUUCCAUCCAAAUCCUGAAAAAAAUCUUUAUUGUUUUGUACCGCUGCAUCUUUAGUAGUUUUUUAGUACUAACAUAAACCAUUUUGUAAGUGAAGCAGAGCUGAACAGAGGAAUGUCUCGCCUCCAGAAUGACCCCACACACCCAGAUGUUUCAGCUAUUCAAUAAAUGUUAGAGGGGUUUGAACAAUGCUAGUAUUACUCUGAA